AUGAUGCGAUGGAGAAACGACAUAACAGCUUGUAGCACGCAGGAACUUCACACAGUAUUAUUAGCUUUUAUAAAGAGAUAUGUAUUAGAAUCAUACAAGAUUGGUGCACCCAAUCUAGUAUUAUUAGCUUUUAUAAAGAGAUAUGUAUUAGAAUCAUACAAGAUUGGUGCACCCAAUCUAGUAUUAUUAGCUUUUAUAAAGAGAUAUGUAUUAGAAUCAUACAAGAUUGGUGCACCCAAUCUAGUAUUAUUAGCUUUUAUAAAGAGAUAUGUAUUAGAAUCAUACAAGAUUGGUGCACCCAAUCUAGUAUUAUUAGCUUUUAUAAAGAGAUAUGUAUUAGAAUCAUACAAGAUUGGUGCGACCAAUCCAGUAUUAUUAGCUUUUAAAAAUACAAUUUGUUAA
Messenger RNA from Lottia gigantea (owl limpet), 402 nucleotides. RefSeq lists its product as hypothetical. NCBI's taxonomy places the organism in Eukaryota, Metazoa, Mollusca, Gastropoda, Lottiidae. The record is from RefSeq and is a predicted model, not a curated record. The coding region runs from base 1 to 402 and encodes 133 amino acids. The transcript is spliced from 2 exons.